GCACGCCUCUGUCUGCAGUGAUUGGUGUCUCCUGCAGGGCUCUGGAUGUGGAGCUGCAUGUCCUGAGCACACAGACACUGCACAGGCUCAGGAGGGCUUCCUCGGACUCACACAUCUUCGAGGGAGAUAACUCAGGGCUGGGUCGGGUGACCCUGCUGGGAUCACGGAGGUCCAUCAGUGCUCAGUAGCCCAAUGGGCUCUGCCUGCAUCCUGUGGCUGUGCCUCCUGCUGCUGGCCCUGCCCACUCCACAUGCAGGUAUUGCUGUGCCCAGAGCUAACCUUGCUGAGGGGGCAGAUGGCUCUUCCAUCAUCAAUACCACUGUGACAGUCUACUACUGUAAAUACUGUGGGGAAGAAAAAUGCAAACCAUCUGAUUACGCAGACUGUGAAAUAAUCGGCAAAACAAAAAAGGAGAUGUUUUCAAAUGAAAAAAUUCAGCUGAUGAUCAACAAAACAUACAUUACUAUGUGUUUUCUGAAAGAAAAAGACGUGAAUCAUGAUGGAGCUUAUGCCAUUUUCUGGGAGAAGGAUGAGGGAUUAGGAGAACCGUGUGCCAUCCUGAAGUCUAGAGAUUCCCUUGAAGAUAGGAGACACAGCAUGACAGAAAAGGGAAGAAUCUGCUGUGAAACACACACAGAUCAUACAAACCCUCACAAUGUCCUGAAGUGCUACAUUGCAGCGACAGAGAAUACAGGUGACAUCCUUGAUUAUGAAGAUCUAGGUAGUCCUCAAUAUUCAGUCGAUGAAAACAACCAUGCUGGUCUCACUGCCACGUUCCUGAUUCUGGGGAUUUGUGCAGGAGGAGCACUGCUGAUCACAUAUUGCAAGAGACGUCGAGGACAUAUCAUAGUGCUCCAGCAGACUUCUCCAGUGAAUGGGGAGACACAGCUGUCUUGAAGGCCAUUUGUCUUACCUGUGAAGGUGCCUGUUUCUCUCUGGUGACUACAAGGGAAGCCAAUGAUAACAAGCUGAGACUAAUGAGUAUCUGCAGGUAGAUAAAACACAAGUUGAUCAAGUGCUUGCAAAACUCAGUAAGGACAGCGCAGUGGUAGUGUUGCUGUAGUUGUGAUUAGGACAUGGAAAUAAACAUACUGCUGGGAUAUGCAAAACAGACAUCUAGUGUCUCUCUGGAGGUUCUGGUGUUAUACUCGCUUAUGAUUCUCACUGCAAUCAACCUGCACCUUUGGCCUCACAGCUGUUUUUCCUUCAAUUCUCACCUGCUAGAUUAAUCAAACAAGUUUCUGAAAGCAAAAACCUCAUAGUUAUUCGAAACACCAUCUACAAAAGAGAAAAUGCCAGCCGUGCGCCCCUCAGCAACGAAGCGCAGCCACCAACACCGAAACGCUUUCAGACAAGGUCUCACAGUAACGUUCACAAAUGUGCCUUCACCGCCCUCAAGCAUUCCCUGAGGACUGAGACUGCCCAAGAUGCUCAGCUCCAGCAAUACCAGAAACUUCCUGGAGCUCCUGUCCUCCUCUGGUGCUUGGCUGAGGGCCACCAUCAUCACAGGGAUGAGCAGCUGGCUCAGCAGCACAGGCUUAGUCCAGCUGACUCCUCUCAAUGGAUGAUCUGACUGUUUCAACCACGCAAACCAAAGUUGUUUGGAGAACUGCAUCUGUAGUUGGGAGAAGUGUGUGCUGAACUCUGUGACAGGUGUUCUCUAUGUGUUCUCCAUGUCAUAAUGCAAUGGCAUGGCUGUGGCUCUUCAUCCUUUAGCUCCCAAGUGGUCUCUGCAUUUACAUAGGAAAGCAUUUAGUGAGCUGACUGGUUUGGUUAGGGAGAGAGGCCUGAUCUUCAAAGCAGAUGUCCGAAACCGAAAUUGAAAAGUUAAUCAUGAAUGACAGCAAAAGAUAUGUUAAAAAUCAACUUCAGAAAUACAGAGAAGUAGUAUUUGUCUUCUUCUACAGAGAAAUAGAAGUCUAUUCUUCUAUUUCACUCUUGUAAGAUCCAAGUGCUCCCACAGCCCCAGCUAUAACAGUGGGGGCUUUAUGCACCUGCUGACCAAAAAUAAUCUUAUCUCAACUCUCUAAUGUGGUCUUCUAAUAUGGAGAGAUUUAUUUUUCCCAUAUGUAUCUUCAUGUUCUUAGGUGCAGUGUUCAAAUUGAUGGUUGAUGCUCUUUUUUCUUUUUUUUUUUUUUUUUUGUAUACCCUCAGGUUCUGAGUUCUUUGGGAAACGGACAGCAAGAUAUUUGAAAGCUUACAUUGUAUUAACUUGAGGGAUUUGGAUUUAAUAAUGAGAGGAUUUAAUUUCUAAUCUUUAACACCAGUUGGAGCCAGAGAGCUGAUCAAGUUUUUAGAAUGAAGGUUACCAGCAUGAUUCUGCCCAGUGACAGCUGUUCAGCUGUCAGUCACAAGAUGUAGUCCCAAGCUGGUCCUUGAGGCUCACCCAGACACCUUUCUUUGCAUCUCUCCUGCCUUUCUGCUGCUAUUGUGCAGCUGUGAUGUUGAGAGGUGUCACUACUAGCUGUUCCACUUUGUGGCUCCUGGGCUCUGUUUUCCUGGUAACACCAAUUCUCCAAUGUUUUGGGGAAAAAUUACUUUAAUGAUUUAUGCUUUUUGCUCGGAACAAAUGAUUUAUGUUACUUUAUGUGAGCUUUUACAAAUAAAUAUAUGCAUGCAAAUACACAUUUCUUAAAUAAAGAUUGAAAAUACCAGGCAUCUUGACUCAGUGAAUGGCAUAAUUUGACAACUGUAAUUUUGUUUUCAUGAGUUUUGUGUUCUUAUAAAAUUGUUAAGGUUGGGG
Phasianus colchicus (ring-necked pheasant) is the source of this 2743-nucleotide messenger RNA. RefSeq lists its product as uncharacterized. The record is from RefSeq and is a predicted model, not a curated record. Lineage: Eukaryota; Metazoa; Chordata; Aves; Galliformes; Phasianidae.